Cydia strobilella is the source of this 2085-nucleotide messenger RNA. RefSeq names its product serine/threonine-protein kinase tricornered (gene trc). Gene Ontology annotation, molecular function: ATP binding; protein serine/threonine kinase activity. Lineage: Eukaryota; Metazoa; Arthropoda; Insecta; Lepidoptera; Tortricidae. Gene Ontology annotation, biological process: intracellular signal transduction; peptidyl-serine phosphorylation. The transcript is spliced from 11 exons. The record is from RefSeq and is a predicted model, not a curated record. The coding region runs from base 430 to 1821 and encodes 463 amino acids.
UGUACAGUAAUUGCCACCGCACUUGAGCUCGAUUUAAAAAAAUCGUAGUCUUCCCUGACAUCUUUCUUUGUGCAAUUUCUGUCAGGUCUCAUGAAAAAUCCCGUUAUUGUGCUUUUGUAAUUCAUCUAACAAAGGCUUUUACUUGUUCCGACGGUAGACCGCAGUUAGUGGAACACGCGUUACAAACGCUGAUCCAUUCAGUGACAUUGUGGGAAGAUUUAUUUUGGUAUUUUAAUUAAUCGAUUUAGCCUUCCUCUCAAAAGAUAGUGUUUAUUUAUUAGUGAGCUCAAGUGAUUGCUGCCCAAGCAACAAUUUUUGUGCCACAGUCCCAUUCAAGAGAGAGCCGUGUCUUGGGGGAGAAGCACCCCGGGCACUACGGUGGCCCCAGAUACACCGGCACCAGCACCCCAGCCUCCGGGGGUGCUGGACAUGACGGCCACGGACAACAUCCGCUUCAGCGGCCACACGCUCGACAAGGCCACCAAGGCCAAGGUCACCUUAGAAAAUUUCUAUACUAAUCUCAUAACUCAACAUUAUGAGAGGAAACAGAGGCUCGAGAAGCUGGAGGAGUCACUCAAAGAUGAGAACUUGACAGAGAGCCAAAAACAAGAGAAAAGACAGCAACAUGCUCAAAAAGAAACAGAGUUUUUGAGGCUUAAGCGAUCGAGGCUCGGCGUAGAGGAUUUUGAACCGCUCAAAGUCAUCGGGCGAGGCGCGUUUGGUGAGGUCCGCCUCGUUCAAAAGAAAGAUACCGGUCAUGUUUACGCUAUGAAAAUACUCAGAAAAGCUGAUAUGCUUGAAAAAGAACAAGUGGCUCAUGUGCGGGCCGAGCGUGACAUCCUAGUAGAAGCGGACCACCAGUGGGUAGUGAAGAUGUACUAUAGUUUUCAAGAUCCCAUGAACUUAUACCUCAUCAUGGAGUUCCUGCCCGGCGGGGACAUGAUGACCCUACUCAUGAAAAAAGACACCCUUAGCGAAGAAUGUGCGCAGUUUUAUGUCGCUGAGACAGCACUGGCGAUCGACAGUAUACAUAAGCUCGGUUUCAUUCACAGGGACAUAAAGCCGGAUAACCUUCUGCUGGACGCGCGCGGGCACAUCAAGCUCAGCGACUUCGGGCUGUGCACGGGCCUCAAGAAGAGCCACCGCACUGACUUCUACCGCGACCUCUCGCGCGCCACGCCCUCAGACUUCAACUUUUUUUCAGUUUCGACAUCGUCGUCGGCGAUGGACUCGAAGCGGCGCGCGGAGUCUUGGAAGCGCAACCGGCGGGCGCUGGCAUACUCCACCGUGGGCACGCCCGACUACAUCGCGCCCGAGGUGUUCCUGCAGACCGGCUACGGCCCGCAGGCCGACUGGUGGAGCCUCGGCGUCAUCAUGUACGAGAUGCUGAUCGGGUACCCGCCGUUCUGCUCCGAGUCUCCGCAGGACACGUACCGCAAGGUGAUGUCGUGGCGCGAGUCGCUCACAUUCCCGCCCGAGAUACCCAUCAGCGAGGAGGCAAGGGAAACCAUUCUGCGCUUCUGCUCCGAACCGGACCGCAGGCUGGGUUCCGGGCGCGGCAUCGAGGACGUGAAGUCAGUGCCGUUCUUCCGCGGCGUGGACUGGAGCCACGUGCGCGAGCGCCCCGCCGCCAUCUCUGUCGAGGUGCGCUCCAUCGACGACACCUCCAACUUCGACGACUUCCCCGACGUCAAGCUCGAGAUACCGGCGGCGCCGAUCACGCAGGACGGCGAGGUGGCGUACAAAGAUUGGGUAUUCAUCAACUACACGUUCAAGCGGUUUGAGGGGCUCACCCAGCGCGGCACGCCCACCAAGAAGUGAGCGCCGACACCCCUCACAUCCAGCGGCUCCGCCCUGCGCCCUGCGCCCUGCGCCCUGCCCCUCCCCGCUAAUCGCGCCUAUGUUAACUUAACACUGACGUCUCUAUCACCCUAGCUGACCUGGAUUUAUACUAUACUAUACUAGAGUGCUCUCUGUUUUAGUCUGUAACUUGUUAUUUUUACACACAUAUCGACUAUUUAUUUCCAUACAACGACUUGUUAGCUGUCGAUUCAUAAAAGCGAUUAAAAUGAAGUUCACAACACA